Messenger RNA from Cebus imitator (Panamanian white-faced capuchin), 1236 nucleotides. Its product is annotated as thymosin beta-10-like. The transcript has a single exon. The record is from RefSeq and is a predicted model, not a curated record. Gene Ontology annotation, molecular function: actin monomer binding. Gene Ontology annotation, cellular component: cytoplasm. Gene Ontology annotation, biological process: actin filament organization; regulation of cell migration. NCBI's taxonomy places the organism in Eukaryota, Metazoa, Chordata, Mammalia, Primates, Cebidae. The coding region runs from base 95 to 229 and encodes 44 amino acids.
GGGAGGUUGCAGUGAGCCGAGAUCAUGCCACUGCACUCCAGCCUGGCAACAGAGUGAGACUCCAUCUCAAAAAAAAAAGAAAAAGAAAAAGAAAAUGGCAAACAAACCAGACAUGGGGGAAAUCGCCAACUUUGAUAAGGCCAAGCUGAAGAAAACGGAGACUCAGGAGAAGAACACUCUGCCAACCGAAGAGACCGUUGAGCAGGAGAGACAGAGUGGAAUUUCCUAAGAGCCUGGAGGAUUUCCUGCCCCUGUCAUCUUCAAGACCCUAGUCCUGUUAUGGAGAAAGAGCCACCUGCGAGAUGGACAUGAGUCACAAACUGCACUGUGAACCUGGGCACUCUGCGAUACCACCGGUCUGUGGGUCUCUAAAGGAACCCCCAAUUGGACUGUCAAAUUCUCUGGUUUGUCCCAGAAUAUUAUAGAAAAUAAUUUGUAUGAAUAAUGAAAAUAAACACACCUCAUGGCAAAAAGAAAAAAAAGUUACACUAAGCUAAGGUUAUUACUGGAGAAAGAAAAUGUUUUAAAUAAAUUUAGGGUAGCCUAAGUGUACAGUUUAUAAAGUCUGUAAUAGUAUACAGUAGUGUCCUAGGCCUUCACAUUCACAUUCACUCACCACUUACUCACUGACUCAUCCAGAGCAACUUCCAGUCUUGUAGGCUCUAUUCAUGUUAAUUGUCCUGCACAAAUGUGCCAUUUUUAAAUCUUUCAUAUCAUAUUUUUUACUGUACCUUUCUAUAUUUGAAUACACAAAUACCAUUGUGUUACAGUUGCCUAUAGUAUUUAGUACAGUAGCAUGCUUACAGGUUUGUAGCCUAGGAGCAGUAGGCUCUACCAUAAAGCCUAGAUGUGUAAUAGGCUGUACCAUCUAAGUUUGUAUAAUAUAUUCAUGAUGUUCAUGCAUGACUGUACUACUAGCUCUUGCUAUUCUAACCGACUUUUCAUAGCUAUUCCUUAGUAGAUGUUUUUUGCUAUUUGCCCUUAGGACCAUUUCACAGGCUGUAAAUGGCUGUUUUAAACAUAACUUCUAUCAGUUGCCCUGGUGAGUAGGUCUGUGGAACUUCUCUCCUUGUCUUAUCAGAAGUUGAUCUCCCUCUGGACUAGUAUUUUAGCUUUUUUUGUAGUAGUAAUUAGUACCUUCGCCUUACCUGGGACUUCAUAGCUUUCAGGUAUGUAAUCAUGCCAAUAAAUCUGAAAACCUAAGAGGAAAUGGAAAAAUUCCUUGAAAUAAACAAC